GAUUACGACCACACUCGGCUGCCGCCUCUCCAUAACGCCACAUCCAGUCUAUUGCGGUUCCCGCCCAUUUCUUUCAGAGGGCUUGCUACAUUUUCUGGACGGUCUGAGGCCUGAGGACAUUCCCAACGUUUUUCACUGGCUGUUGCUGUAUUCUAAAUGCAAACAUGUCGAGAACUGACAGUGAUCACCUGCACCGCUCCACCUUGGGGAUUUACUCGAGUUUGACUGAUGAGUUCAACCCACAUCUACAGAAACUGGUUUUACUUGGAAAUAGCUACGCCCAAGCUUUCAAGGCUCUUGUUGUCACCAGUGGGGAUUACUUCAAUGCACUCUCAAAGAUUGGGGAGAAAGCUUUCUACACCAUGUCCUCACACUCCCUUGGAAAUGUCCUGAUUCAGAUUUCUGAGAGCCAGCAAAGACUCACCUUGGAGAUGGAAGACUUGUUUCGACAAUUCAGUCGGGAGGUCUUACAGCAGAUGGACAACAACGCUCAGCUGGACAGAGACUACAUACUGGGCAGUCGGGUGCAAUACGAAAAGGAGGUCCACAACCGGAUGAGGAGAGGAACCAACCAGGAUUACACUGAGUGUAUGCACUUCCUGAGGGAGAGCCACGGUGAGGCUCUGGGCGAAGAGGAGAGACGAUACCGCUUCCUGGCGGAGAGGCACUGCGGCCUGAUACAGUCCAUCGCCCAGAUCAUGAAUAAGACAGGCAGAAGCCUCCAGCAGAGGGUUGAUGCCUGGACAAAGGAGAUCAAUGCAACCCGACAAUCUGACACGAGAGAUGCGGCUUCGCUGGGUAACACUAUGGGGAUGAGGGAGGACGAGCUCAGAAGGAGCCUGGAGGAGCAGCCCCUUGGCAACAUCCCAUCCAGGGCUCCGUCUCCACAAGGCAGCAUUUCCCGCUUCUCAGCAGACUCUGCGGGAGGAGGAGGAAGGAGAGGAGGGGGAGGAGGAGGAGGUGGGGGAGGACAGAGAGCCUUGAGGGCCAGGGUGGCUCAUGAGCCCCCUGGGUCCAACCCCACUUUGCUGCCCUUCUCCAAGGGCCAGUUGAUCACCGCUCUGGUCCAACAGCCCCGGAACGGCUGGCUGUACGGACAGACUGACAACGGUUCACGCACCUCCACUCUACGAAGCAGCAGCAACAUGAACAACCAGCCUCCGCCCCCCCCACCACCGCCGUCAUCAUCGAGUAAACAGUCGGAGAACCGUCCAGCUGCGCAGGCUGCCGACAAGAGGACCAAGUCUCUCUCACAGAGCAAGAAUUCUCAAGCCCACGGAUCGCAACCAGAACUUUUCCCGAGGGGCACCAAUCCAUUUGCUACAGUUAAGCUGAAGCCCACCACCACCAAUGACAGAUCGGCGCCGCACCUCCAGCGGCGAUGA
Molecule: messenger RNA, 1385 nt
Organism: Menidia menidia (Atlantic silverside)
Lineage: Eukaryota; Metazoa; Chordata; Actinopteri; Atheriniformes; Atherinopsidae
Source: the annotation of a GenBank genome assembly